CUGCACACAUACGCGAGUAAUUUUUUCAAUUACUCAAAUCCGAAUCAUUCAGUUGCAAAUUUGAGUUGAAAAAUAUUCCACAAUAUAAAAAUGUCUUAUCACAAUUUUGCACAGUUCCCCCUUUUCAGCAUUUACGCAAAAAUCCGCCAGAUGUCAGCCACUUAGUGUGAAUUCGCGAAUAGUACCCUACUCUCACUUCGAGUAAAGUAGAAAAUAUGUAUUGCGAUUUUUGUUAUCAGAGAACAACAAAUUUACUCCUUUUACAUUUCGGUACUGUAAAAAGAGCAUAAGAAAGGAGUAAGAAAUCGCUCCGAGCAGCGAAAAGAACAAAGCUUAUUCAAAUGGUUGAAGAGUAAUUUCACCUCUGUUCUUGCAGCAUUAAUUGAUAAUCGUUGGUAUUGUAGCUUGAAUUUCGAACUCUGGUGCUACCUACAUAAGUAAUUAAUCGUAGCGUCGUAAGCUACUGAAGAUUUGCUUUUUUAUUGUUGGUGUUUGCCUCCUGAAGAAUUUUUUUUGACUUAACCUAAGAACCUUGGUUCUUCUGAAAAGUUGAAUGUGAUUUCUUGUUAUUUGAAAACUCAAAACUGCAAUAAUUUGAAAUAUAUCUGAAGAGAACAUGUUCAGCAACAGGAUUUCUAACAACAACGGCAGUGACGACUGGAAUCGUGAAUUGAUCUCAGUGCCAAGAUUAGAAAAAAUGGCAUCAGUUAGCGUGGCGAUUGCUUUAUGGAAUCACGCUAUUGUCACGAUACCAAACUUACUUAAGGCAGACGACUACGAGCACUAUCUGAAGUUGAACAAAGAACUAAGUACAUUAAAAUGGAUGUGUGCAUUACCUGUGCCCAAAUCGUUAACUGAACCCAUUGAGCGCCAUUUCUGUAGCCUGAGUAAACAAGUAGAAAAAUGGAUCUCUUACAUCCAUCAAGAAAUAUUUCUCACCCGAGGAGUGAGAUCUGACCUUUAUCAGCUAAUCGACGAUAUCAUUUGGCAUCCCAAUGGAACAAUCCAUCCCACUGAAACGGCUCGAAACUUAUUAAAAUCUGACAAAUUAACAACUGCGGAGAAGUUUCGUUUUGCGUGUACGUAUUGUCUGCGAGAAGACGUAGAGAGAAUAUGGCCCAUGAUGGAGGAUGAGAAUGACCUUGUUGUCCCAUUACGGUUCUCUGAGUAUCCUCUACACUGUUAUUGGACGUAUUAUUGCGCGGAUCAGUUAAAUGAAAUAGAAAAUCUGGCAAGUCUGUCUGUUGACGAGUUCAUGAUUAGUCAAACGUACGUCAAUAAUUGGUCUGCCAUCGAGUACUUUUUCGACCAUUUGGACGCAGAAGAACGAGUUAGACAAGCUGUUUCGUUGUUCGACCAACACGGAUUAACUUAUCUGAAAUUCAUAUUACUGAAACUGAACGGAUCUCAACGUUUAAGCGUGAUGAUGGACAGAGUUGUGCAAAUUAUAGAUAAAUGCACGUCGUACGAGAGUGUUUCCGAUUACGAAAAUGAUUUGAUAAUUUCAACGUGGUAUACUGCACGGGAUGUAAUCACUGAACAGCAAUUCGUUGACUUAUUUAGUCGACUGUUGGAAACCCUAACCGAAGACUUUGUUUUGACGGAAAUUUGGAGCACUACUCGCGAAGAUUUGAAGCGUCAUAUUUUGAAUUAUCGCGAUUAUUAUUUUAUUGCAAAAUUAUUGGGAUGGUGGGAGUCGCAACAUGAAAAAGAAAACUGCCCAACUGUCAUUUCGUCUAUUUUAAUGGAUCAAGUUAGUGCUCAUGUUAAACGAGAAAUUCCUAAGGAGAAAUUUUUCAGCAAAUGGUGCGAAAAAGUUAUUCGCAGAGGUACUGUAAACAUGCUUGACCAUAUGAUAAACUUAUGCCUUACCGAAAAAGCAGAAUCGACAAAAUUUAAACUAUCUCUCUCCCAAAGCAAAUAUUUUAAUAAACACUGCCAAAAAUUAAUGAUCGAUUGCGAAACUGAAGAACUGGCGAGAUUAUUGGAGUUUGCCUUCUCAAAAACAGAUCCUUCAUCUGCACAACUGGUACAUGAAUUGUUGAACAAAUAUUCAGGAAAUCUCGAUCAGCGAUGUAUGGAUCCUUAAGUGAUGCGGAGAGAUGGGCACGCUGGUUUCUCGAAUCUAACACGGAUAGAAUAACCUUGAGGAAUCGGUUGAUCCAAAGCCUGAAGAAGAGAAAGUGUAAGGUCAACUCCAAAACAAGAAAACUGUUUUCGAAAUUUUUAUUAUAAUUAUUUUGAAAUUUGCGAAUAUUUAAUCUUUGGGGAUGUCUAAAUUUCCAAAAUUUUAUCAAUUUGUUUGUUGUGUGUACUCGUAAUUAGUUUACGCUUACGUAUUAUUUCUUUCUAUUUGUUGGAAUUUUUAGCUGUGUUGUUUGAAUUUCGUUUGUUUUUUCGUGUUUCUGUUUCUGUAACUAUAGCGUGAUUAUUAUUGAAAGAAAUGUUAAUUGAUAUGAUAACGAGGAUUGGAAAAAAUUCUCAACGCAGUUAGAUGUAUUAAUUAGGAUUUUUGACGUUAUGAAGCUCACCAGAAGUGGUAAUAAUUUAAUUUUUUUAUGAUAUUAUGUUCAUUCAGUCUGUACCCAUUCUUUCCUUUCGGUUAGAUUUUUGGAGAAAUAUUUUUUAUUAACAUAAUAAAAUAAUUAACAACAAUAUAAAAUCAAAUUUUAUAUUUAUAUUAUAUAAUUUUCUUUUAAAUUUUUUUAUUUAUCUUAUAUACUUUAUUUUAUUUUAAACAUUAACUAUAAUUAUGCUGAAAUAAGUAUUGUUCUUCAGAUCUAUUGAAUUAUGCAUUAAAUGUUCGAAUAGGUACGUUCGAUUAGAAUGUCAAAGAAUCAACUUGUCACGUAUUUUUGAAUUAUUGUAUUUCAUGUUCGGUACCCACCUAAGUACCUAGUAUCUACUUACUUACCUAUACGUAAUAAAUUAUAACCUUUGAAAAUGAAAUUAUAAUUUCGAAUUUCACGUA
Molecule: messenger RNA, 2971 nt
Organism: Planococcus citri (citrus mealybug)
Lineage: Eukaryota; Metazoa; Arthropoda; Insecta; Hemiptera; Pseudococcidae
Exons: 3
Coding region: 617-2089 (490 amino acids)
Source: RefSeq, a predicted model, not a curated record